Trifolium pratense (red clover) is the source of this 1226-nucleotide messenger RNA. Its product is annotated as mitochondrial outer membrane protein porin of 34 kDa-like. Gene Ontology annotation, biological process: monoatomic anion transmembrane transport. Bases 53 to 784 code for a protein of 243 amino acids. Gene Ontology annotation, molecular function: voltage-gated monoatomic anion channel activity. The record is from RefSeq and is a predicted model, not a curated record. The transcript has 5 exons. Lineage: Eukaryota; Viridiplantae; Streptophyta; Magnoliopsida; Fabales; Fabaceae. Gene Ontology annotation, cellular component: mitochondrial outer membrane.
GGUGAAACUCAAACCAUAAUAUUUUUUAUUUCUAAGCACUCACUUUAGCAAAAUGAGCAUAGGUCCUGGGAUAUUUUCAAAUCUUGGGGAUAAGGCCAAAGAUGUUCUUUACAAGGACUAUGCUGAACAAUCACCAAUUCACUUUCACUACAAAUUCAUGGAUUGGAAUGCAGGCUUCUCUUGUAAAGUUGUAGAAAUUGUACCUGGAGUCAGGACCGUUCUCAAAUGUAACUUACCGGAUUCUGGGAAGGUGGAACUACAAUACUGUAAUAAAUUCACUGGGAUUACCGGACGAAUUGGAUUAUUAGGAAAUGAAGGAGGACAAUAUGACCCUGUUCUAAACUUCUCAGGCCUAUUAGGAACAAGAAUUGUGUCCUUGGGAGCCAAUGUUGCCUUGCACAUACCAUCAAGAUCAAUAACCAAGCUGAAUGCCGGCUUUGGCUUCAACAGUGCCUUCCUUGAAGCUUCAUUGACCUUUCAUGACAGCUUUGACACUUUAAAAGCGACAUUAUAUCACGAAGUGAACCCCCUAACCCAGACUGCCAUUGCAACACAGGUGAAGCAUAGCUUGUCACUCCAGGAAACCGGUGUCACCAUUGGUGUUCAGCAUGCAUUUUUUCCACAAACGUUGUUAAAGGCUCGAUUUGACAGUGCUGGCAAGGCUGGUGCUCUCGUUCAACAAGGGUUUUGGCAGAGAUUUUUUGUAACUAUGGCUGGCGAAUUGGAUUUCGGGGCCGAAGAUAAGACUCCUAAGUUUGGAGUUUCCAUGGCACUAAGACCCUAGCCUAUGCCCAGAAGAUAAGCUUUCAUGUUAAACUGAGAGGUUGUUGGAAGAGGAGACUUUUUAACAAUGACACAAAACUUUGUCAAUAUCCAACAACAGAACUAGUAUUAGAUAUCUAUUUAUCACUUCUACCGGCAAAAGUUUAAAAUGGUUCAUGCUUAUUCAUAUAGAACAUUAGUCUUUGAAAAUAGCUCUAGACUUAUUUUCUUUUCUUAGAUUUACAGGAAGCUUCGCGCUCCUUCCAUCAUCAACUUUGUUUUCGGUAACUCUGUUAUUCAUAAAGGGGAGAGGAAGUUUAUAUUUCUCAGUUAAGAAGAACUCUGAGAAGCAAGCAACCUUCAGAUUCUGAGGGACAAAAUGAAAUGUACCCUCCUCUCAGAUAUUAUCAUUUAUUUAUUAUUGGAGAUGGAGACAGAAGCAAGCAUUUUCUUUUGUUCAAAAA